AUGGAUACUGGCAAACUAACACUAUUAGUUCUCUUUGAUUUAACAAAAGCAUUUGAAUAUGUAAACCCGAGAGUAAUAUUGAGCACUUUGAUUGAACUUGGAUUUUUCGUCAAAACUAUAAGCUGGUUUUUCUCGUACUUAACGAAUAGAAGUCAAGCAGUCUUGAAUGAUGAUGGUUUACCAACUGAAUUCUUAGAAACUACGUCUGGUGUACCUCAAGGCUCAGUCUUAGGACCCAUUCUGUUUCUGUUGGUCAUGAAUUCAGUUGCAAAACGGCUCAUAUAUUCAAGACACGGACUAUUUGCAGAUGACAAAUACAUUUAUCUACACUAUCAUUAUUAUCAGUUGUACGAUGCAAUAAGACAAAUAACUACUGAUGCUCAAGCUGUUGCUGAUUGGGCUAAAGACAAUGGUCUAGAAAUCAAUGUAACAAAGACAAAAGCUAUGCUCUUAGGCUCGAGUGGGAAAUUAAAAAAUAUUCAACAUAACUUUUUACCACCUACUGUUGUUAAUGGUAUAGCGAUUCCCUUUACAGAGUCGGCCAAGUGUCUGGGACUUCACAUUACAAAUACACUGUCUUGGAAUCUUCAUACGUCAAAAACAAUCAAGAACUUAUUACCUGGACAAACUGCAUCGGAUAGACCGGAUUUAGUUGCACGAGUAUUAAGCAUUAAAAAAGAUACUUUAAUUGAUAUGAUUGUAAAACAACAUCUUUUUGGUCAAGUAGCCGCUUACAAUUGGGUAAUAGAAUUCCAAAAACGUGGUUUGCCACAUUUACACAUGUUAAUUACAUUAAAAAGCGAUUCUAAAAUAACAACACCUGAACAAGUUGAUAGAUUAAUCUCUGCAGAGAUUCCAAAUCCUAUGAGCGAUCCGACUUUAUUUGAUAUUGUAACGAAAAAUAUGCUGCAUGGUCCUUGCGGAGAUUGGUGUCUAAUCAACAAUAUUUGUUCGAAGAAAUUUCCUAAACAGUUUCGAAAUGAGACGACAAUGGAUGGAAAUGGAUAUCUUUAUAACCGUCGUCAGGAUGAAAACAUUACAUUUUCACGAAAUAAUUUCGUAUUUACUAAUCAACAUGUUGUACCAUACAAUAAGGUUUUAUUAAAAACUUUUAAUUGUCAUAUUAAUGUAAAAGUUGUAUGCUCAGUCACAGCUGUUAAAUAUUCAUUUAAAUAUGUUUACAAAGGCCACAAUAAAGCAGGGAUAACAAUAAAUGGAAGUGUACCGAAUACUAGAGUAGAAUCACUAGGAGAAGAAACUCAUUCGUCUUCUAAUUCUCAUGAUUCUGAAAAUUUGAACAAUGUUAAAGAUCACGACGAAGUACGUGAUUUUGUUGAUGCUCGCUAUAUUGGUCCUGUUGAAGCUGUUUGGCGCAUUUUAUCAAAACAUCUUCAGAAUAAAAGUCAUUCCAUAAUCCGUUUACCAGUACACUUACCAAAUGAACAAAGUAUCACUAUUAAUAAUGAUUGUAACAAUGACGAACUUCGAGAAGCUUUACAGAAACAAUCUAUGUUGAUAGAUUAUUUUAAAUUGAAUGAACGUGAUUCAAAUGCUCGCCAAUAUAUUUAUAGCGAUAUCCUAUAUCAUUAUGUUUUUAAAAAAGACAAUGUGACUAAAAUUACAAGUUGGCAACCACGAAAAAAAUAUCUCAACGUUAUUGGUCGAAAGGUGCUAGAAGUUUUGAAGAUCUCAGGAACAAUGAAUGGAAUACUUUGUGAUACUUUCACGUCGACGUGUUUAACAGCAGGACUUAUAGAAGACGAUCAAGAAUGGAAAAGAACUUUAAAUGAAGCAAUAGUAUGGAUGAUGCCACGACAAUUACGUUGUUUAUUUGUUCAUUAUAACAGACGUUUUGGAGUUAAAGAAGGAGAGAAAAAAGCGUACGUUUUUAUUAAUUCUAUGCUUAAUCGUGAACGCUACAGUCUUUCAGAUUUCCCCAGUAUGAUUCAGAUUAGUGAAAUCGACGAAGCAUUACUAAGUGGCGAAUCGUUACAAACUAACAACUUGGACGAUCCACAGACUUAUGACAAUAAACUCAAUGUUCGUCAAAAGAAAAUAGUUGAUUACAUUUUAAACUCGAUUAACGAAAAUAAAAACGUCUGUACUAUGGCCUAUCCGGGCAUUGCCGCAACCCUAUUACCUAACGGAAAAACUGUUCAUAAAACGUUUGGCUUGCACGUUCCAAUGUUCUCUGAUUCUUCUUCACGCAUUAAACCAAAUUCGAAACAAGGUGAAUACUUGAAAAAUUUUGACGUUUUUAUUUGGGAUGAAGCUCCAAUGUCGCUUAGAUAUGCUUUGGAAAUAAAAGAUCGUACGUUACGUCAUAUUAUGAAUAAUAAAAUGCCCUUCGGCGGAAAAUUAAUGAUUUUGGGUGGUGAUUUUCGCCAAUUAUUUCCAGUACAACCUCAUACAACUCGAACCGAAACUGUCAAUCUUUCUAUUAGAUUUAGUUCAUUAUGGAAAAAUUUUCAUCAAUUUUCAUUGACACAGAAUAUGCGAGCGUUACCGGAAGAAAUACAAUUCGUAAACUUUUUAUUAAAUAUCGGCGAUCGAACCGUCAAUAAUUUAAAUGAUAAAAGAAUGAACGAUAUCAGUUUGUACAUUGAAAAAACUGGUGAUGAUGUUGAACACAAACUCAACUUGGAUUCGCCAAAGUUUGCAACUGGGGCCGAUGAUGAAGAAAUAAAAUGGCAUUUGAGACUUCAUACCGAGAAUGAAGAAUCUGAAGACAAGUCUUAG
Cotesia glomerata is the source of this 2739-nucleotide messenger RNA. RefSeq lists its product as uncharacterized. The record is from RefSeq and is a predicted model, not a curated record. Gene Ontology annotation, biological process: DNA repair; telomere maintenance. The coding region runs from base 1 to 2739 and encodes 912 amino acids. Gene Ontology annotation, molecular function: DNA helicase activity. NCBI's taxonomy places the organism in Eukaryota, Metazoa, Arthropoda, Insecta, Hymenoptera, Braconidae. The transcript is spliced from 6 exons.